AUGGUGGCAGCCAAGGAUAUUGCCUCGGUGGAUCGUGGCGAAGAUGUGACAGGACGUAAGAGCGGAGCACAAGCGAUGCGUUGUAUUCGUGUUGUACUACAUGACGGUGACUCAAUCUGUGGAGCGACAUUCUCUGAUCGAGUGCUGACAAUGUGGCUUGACGGACUGAACGACCUCAUCGGCAGUGGCACGCUUAGCCGUGAUGCGAUGACCACGGCCGAUCGUCUGCUGAAUAUCGAGCUACGCCUUAGACUGUUGGACGUACCAAAUCCACAGUCAUCUGUUGAAGUGCCCCCUUUACCCGACGACUUUUCGUGGGUGAAGCAUCGCGCCGAUUGGUUUCUGAUGGACGAGGCUGGUCUCAGCGGAAAAGCGUGUAUCCUUUCGAUAUGA
This is a messenger RNA of Ostertagia ostertagi, 393 nucleotides long. NCBI's taxonomy places the organism in Eukaryota, Metazoa, Nematoda, Chromadorea, Rhabditida, Trichostrongylidae. The record is from the annotation of a GenBank genome assembly.